CAAAAAAAAAGCACGCCAAACAUACAUUAACAUUUUCGCGCGUGAAUUUUGCAAAAAUUGUUAAAUUUUACAUAAAAUUAAUGAAUAAAAAUUAAAUAAAUUGUUCAGAACGAACUUGCUGGUUGUUCGAGAAUGAUAAUAAAAGCAAAACAUAUCUGAAUAAAUAACGAAAGUUACAUUUUUUGAUUGUUUCUUGUGGCGUGAAAAUUUUUUUGUGCUAGACUUAUAUUUUUUUUACACACUAACACACACAUGCUUCUAUAAACAACAAAAAGGAAUUUUUAAAGAAUUGAAAAAAUAAAACACUUGAGGAACACGAUUAAACAUCUGCCUUGGGAAAAUAGUUAAAUAAAAUUAAUAGGAAUUUUAAUAAGUAAAAUCUAUAAAAAAUGCCUAUUUGUAAACGCGAUGGCUUCGACAAUGCUCCCUCUAAAAACAAACAAGAUGAAACGUUUCAAGAUAACGAAGAGGUGUUUUUCUGCGAGGUGACCAAAGAGAUAUUCAAACAAUAUGAGGACUACUUUCGUCAUGUGAUGGCUAUUAAUUCGACCGUGUGGCAAUGUGAAGCCACCGGCAAGGAUAAUCUGACAUACGCCGAGGCUUUAAAAAGUGAAAAACGAGCUCGCAAAAAAAUGGAAACGUUUAAGGAUAGUCUGCGUCCACCAGUGAUGCUGGUUAUAGAACACGCCAAACAAAGUUCUUUAAACGUUUUGAAUGCUUUAACAUUUCGGUUCUUGCGCAAACGUUUCUUUCUCAACGAAGAAGUCCAGGUUGUUGAAAAAAAUAAAUAUGCUCAAUAUACUGUAAUUGACAUACACACGGCCGAUAAGAUUGUACCAGCGAAUGGUGUGUACGAGGAUACAGAUAAUUUAUUAUACAAGUUGAAAGGCACCGGCAAGUCACAAACAGAGGCUACCGUUCCAUUCGACAAGGUCAAGCGGCAAAGGUUUGAAUUCACGUCGGAAAAUUUACAAAUGUUUAUUAAGAACAAUAUCGUACGAGUUGAUGGUAUUUUGAGGCCAAAACCGGAAUCCUACAAAAAAUACGUCACAGAUCGGAAUAUUACAUUCAACAAAAUAUUUGUAGGAAACAUGCCACAUUUUACUCCAGCAAAAAUAAAGAAACCGGAGGAGGUCAAAAAGCAAUCAACCCUUAACAAUUAUUUUGGCAAAAAGCCAGAAAGUGAAAAGUCCUCAAGUAAGGCUGUCAGUGCGCAAGAAAAAGCUAAGCUAGAUAAGGAGAAGGCAGUAAAGUCGGAGGCCAAGGCAAAGUCAUUAAAAGAAGAAAUGGAACGUGUAAGGCGACAGAAGGAAGCACAACUUGUGGAGCAAAUGCGGCAAAGAGCCGAAAAACGAGCAAAACUUAUGGAGAAAAUUGAAGAAGAAUGCAAUGCGUUACUUACAAAAACGGAUGACUUGGAGAGGACCGACCAGCAUCUGAUGCCAACGUUCACUCCUGUCAGUACCAUUUUGCCAUCAAAAUUGGUUGGUGAUGCAUUUAUGUUGCGCGAAUUCAUGCAUACAUUCGUCGGUCUUUUGUCGGGAAUUGAAGUUUUCCGUGGAAACCUGAGUUUCUUUGAAAUGACUCGUUCGUUCACCACACGAGAAGUGGCCGGACCACUUUCUGACAUCAUACUCAUUUUGUUGGGCACCAUUAUGGACCUGCAACGAGAGGAAGAAGAUGAGGCUUAUGUUGAAUACAAAAGAGCAGAAGAACCCAUUCCCUUUUGGUGCCACAAAUAUGUAAAGCGGCAUUUUUCAUUCAAAAUCAAUGAUCUACCAAUGGAUGCCCUCACAGUAAGCGAAGUUUUGCGCUUACACAUAUUAUCUUCGGGGGCUGUGGUUAAAAAUAAAUCGGCCGAAAAAUGGCGUAUUAUGUACAGGAACGGUUACACUUCGUCCGAAGACCCCGGUAUAUCGCUACGAAUGCAAUAUCCUCACAUACUCAGAGCUCUCAAACUAUACACUGUCUAUCAAUUGCCAUUCGUCGAUAUCAUGCGUAUUCUGAAGUGUCUAAUGUCGCAGAUGCUGACGUAUUCAGCGACUAUAAAUCUCAUUGAAGAGAGAAUGGAACAAACCAGUAGUGCUAGACAGGAGCUGAAGAAUCUUGUCACAACAGAAAAUCAAAGAGUGACUAGGAUGCAAACACAAAAGCGUGUGCUGACCAAUGAAUUCAAUCAGCAGUGUAUGGAUGACGAAGUUAAAAAGGACGUGGAGAAACGUAAAAUAUUAGAAGACAAGCUGAACAAAAAAGUAGCUGAGCUCCUGGUGCAGUCUGAGCGGGAACACAAGAAAUUUCAACAACAAGUAUUCAAAUUGAAUGAAACUCUGUUCAACUUUCUUGUUUAUUUGGGCAUGGAUCGAGCCUAUCGUAAGUAUUACGUGUUGGAAUCAAUGCCGGGCAUUUUUGUGGAACAACCAACCGAUUGCAUGGACAUUUGUUUGGAAAAUCCACCAAAGAACAAAUUGAGAAGUGGGGUAACUGCAAACACUGCAAAUUUGCCUAAAACCCGCAAAGAACUGCGUGCAUAUUUGUUGAAAAUGUACACUGAGGAAGAAAAGAAGACCAGUAUGAUCGCAGCCGCAAACAAGAAAGAAAAAGAGACAGUGGCCGCCCAGGAAGACAAGGAGAAUCAAAAUCAACAAAAUGGUCUCAUUAACGGCCUUACAAACGGUCAUGUUAAUGGUGAGAAGAUUGAUGUGGACGAUGAUGAGAACGCAUCAACAGCAGCUCCAACACAAUAUGAACUUCUCAUGUGUACCGGAGAAGCACGUAAUUGCAUUGUUCACGACGAGCGGAAUGCGGACCGUCAUCGUUGGUCUUACUUUUAUAAAAAAGAAGAUCUUGAGGCUUUAAUAGAAUCUCUUAAUCCUCUAGGACUUCGAGAGUCGGAACUACGCGAUCAAUUGACCACAUUAAAAGAUCUAAUUAAGGAACACAUAAAAAAUUGUCCAGUGGACAUGUUAAGUGUCGAUGCGAAGCAAACACAAAAGAUUAAAAGCCAAAUGAUGAAUGACACUUAUCGUAAAUAUAACAAUUCAAAUUUCGGUUUCCCCAUCGGUUCCUCCGAUAUAAAUGAAGUGAUGUAUGGAUCGUUGGUCAAACGUAUUUUACAAUUCGAAAGUGAGAUUUAUACGGGAGAUCUGGGACGUCUUAAAGUGAAGGACAUGGAAAAAUGGAGAAAGGAUCUGCACAAGAGCUGCUACGACCCUCAAGCCAAGUUGCAAUGGGGCCCACCCAAACAAUAUGCUGCCGCGACUGAAGAGGAAAAUAACGAAGAGGAAGAGGAAAAUGAAGGUUCGGACAAUGAAACCGAUAACAACGACCGCGAUGAUCGAAAUUAUGCUGGUAAACCUUAUCGCGAUCCUGGCGCCUCUUUGGGCGAUACGUUAGAAAUCGAUUCCGAGGACAGUGGCGAUGAGGGUAUUUCACUGCACGACUCCGAUACUUUACGCUCAUACGUAAAGCAAUUAGCUUCAGCUUUGCUUCAAGUUGAACAAGCGGUGGAAAAGCGUUUCCUCAAAGAACCAUUUGGCGUACAGGUGGUCAAGGACAAAGAUUUAUUGGAACGCAAACAACAGUUAGCCAUCGAUCGUUUGCGUCAGUGGGAGGUAUCAUUAAUGGAGAGUACCAGCUACUCACAGGUGUUUCUGCAUUUAAACGUCUUGUAUGAUUGUAUUAUGUGGGCCCGUUCUACAAACAAAUCCAAUUGUAUGGUCUGUCGACGGGGGAGUGACCCAGAUAAAAUGUUGCUUUGCGAUGAAUGCAACGGCGGUACUCACAUGUUCUGUAUGAAACCAAAAAUGAAGACUGUACCCGAGGGCAAUUGGUACUGCAAACGUUGUGUGGCUCGUCUGGGUCUGGACAAUGAGGGUGAUAAGAAAAAUAGAAAGACACAAAGUCGUAAACGUAAGUUUAUCGUCGAUGAUGAUAACAGUGAUGCGUCAUCUGUGACGUCAGAUACAAAGGCAUCGAAAGGUCGACACAGUGUCGGUGGUGGAGGUGGGCGAAGCAAAAAACGCUUACAAUCCCAUGAGAUUGAAGAUGUAUUUAACGAAGAUGACGACGACGAUGUUGAUCAAGACGAUGAGCCGGAUGAUGAUGAUGAUGACGAGGUGGUGGUAGAACACACGUUGGAAGACAUCGACGAAGAAGAUUUGCAUCCAAACACCGAAGAAAAUGAUGCUGACGAUGACAAUGAGAAAGAACAAAUGACAGGUUCAAACAAUCAAUCCGAUGUUGAUGAAGAUGAGAGUAUUUGCAAUGUUUGCUCAUACGACGGCAGCGAAUUGUCUUGCACACGUUGCAAAGACUCAUUUCACUUAGAAUGUAUCAGUUUGAAACGUAUGCCACGUUACAGUUUUGUUUGUACUAAAUGCAAAACUAAAGAUGGUAACAAAAAACGAAAGAGUCGAGCAAAUGAAUCAUCUUCUGAUAAUGAGAGUAAUGACGAUGAAGACGAUGAACCCCUUGUCAAACGAAGUCGAGCUGGGCGUCCUUCAUCACAACGGAAUUCGUUGGCCAACGCCAGUGUAUCAUCGUCCCAAGAUAAUGUUAAAUCUAAUGGUCGGCGAUCAAUACGUCGCACAGCAGACAAUUUGCCAUUGAAUAGUCCAGCUCUUUAUGAGCUUUUGGAGAAAAUAAUGAAAAACGAACAGGCUUGGCCCUUCCUCAGGCCAGUUUCCCAGUCUGAGGUGCCCGAUUACUACGAUAUCAUUAAGAGCCCCAUGGAUUUUGCAAAAGUAAAAUCAAAACUAAAUAUGGGCUCAUAUCAGAUCAACGAAGAAGUAAUGCGCGAUAUCGAACUUGUGUUUUGUAAUUGUGAUGAUUACAAUGUUAAGGGGAAUGAGAUUUACCAAGCUGGUUCUGCAUUGGAAAAACUUGUCAUCGACUGGUGCAAGGAACUUAAUUUACCAUUUAAGCCUAGUGACAUGAAUACAGAGGAAUAGAAAAUUAUCUUCAUUAUAUUGAAAAGGAAACAAAUUCUAAGCGAUUGUAUUACAUUUCUUUAGAUUUUAUUUGUCCAUUUUACAAAAAUUAUUAACCUUUUUUUCGAUUGCAUCAAAUCAACCUUUUUAAUAUUUAUUUUUUAUUUAGAAAUAUAUGAAUAUUGUGUUUUCCUCCGUUGCUUUAAUUUUUAUAUUUUGAGUAGUAUAUAUUUACCUGUUAAAUUAUCGACGUUUUUUAAAAUGAUUAUUCGUGUUAUAAGCAAAACAAACAAACAAACCAACACACACCGACUCUAUCAUUAUUUAUAUGAAAAAUUCUGGUUAAAGUCAAAUAUGUUUAAAACCAAUUGUAUACAUUUAAUUUCAUUAUUAAUUUUUAUCUUAAGUAUGUUAGUAUAAGAGCUUAGAACAACACUUUUUUGUUUAGAAACUAAAUUCUAGAUUUAAGACUUAAGAAAAAAAUAUUUAAUUAAGAUUCUCACUCUAUCAAGUAGAAGCCUAUAAAAAUAUGCAGAAAACAAGCAACACACAAACAACACUUACUAUAAUAUUUGGUUUAAAAUAAAUGAAAUAAAAUUUGCAUUAUUAAGAUAAAAAUAAAUAUAUAUAAA
This is a messenger RNA of Calliphora vicina (urban bluebottle blowfly), 5560 nucleotides long. RefSeq names its product ATP-dependent chromatin assembly factor large subunit (gene Acf). The record is from RefSeq and is a predicted model, not a curated record. Gene Ontology annotation, molecular function: protein binding; DNA binding. The coding region runs from base 390 to 4949 and encodes 1519 amino acids. Gene Ontology annotation, cellular component: CHRAC; nuclear chromosome. The transcript is spliced from 6 exons. Lineage: Eukaryota; Metazoa; Arthropoda; Insecta; Diptera; Calliphoridae. Gene Ontology annotation, biological process: regulation of heterochromatin formation; regulation of DNA-templated transcription; chromatin remodeling.